AUGAAGUUUAAUGGUACUUUACACAGAUAUAAUGACCAUCAAGUUGCUUUUGAAUAUGAACCAGUCGGUUUACCAAAUGCAUUAAUCAUGAUCGGUGGUAUGACAGAUGGCCUAACUACUGUUCCAUAUUUAACCAAUUUACCACAUGUAUUAGAACCAUUAGGUUAUUCUGUAGUACAAAUACAAAUGAAGAGUAGUUUUAUUGGUUGGGGGACAUCUUCUGUAAAGGAAGAUGUGACUCAAAUUAAGCAAUUAAUUGGUUAUUUAAAAUCUGAAGAAGGCGGUAACAAGAAAGAAAUAGUAAUAAUGGGACAUUCUACUGGUUCCCAAGAUGUUAUGCAAUCUCUGUUAAGUAUUAGCGAUGAAAUAAAGGCCGGUAUCCUUCAAGCAUCAUGUUCUGACAGAGAAUGUUUCACGUUGUAUGCCUCGAAGGAAAUAAGAGAUGAUUUAAACGCUAGAGCCAAGAAAUUGUUGGAUGAAGGUAAAGACGAUGAAAUAUUAUCUCGUGAAUACAUGGCAUACACAAAUGACACUCCAGUGACAGCUUAUAGAUGGUGUUCAGUUAUGUUGCCGGAAGGGGAUGACGAUUUCUUUUCUACAGAUUUAUCAGAUGAUGCAUUGAAACAAACAUUUGGUAAAAUCAACAAACCAUUCUUAGUCGCAUACUCAGAGAAGGAUGAAUUUAUUCCUCAAGAUAUCGAUAAACAUGCUGUUUUGAAAAGAUGGGAAUCUAUCAGUAAUCCACAGUUUUGGUCCCAAAACUCCGGAAUUGUGCCUGGCGCUUCUCAUGGUGUUAAACAACCAGCUUCGCAAGAGUUUUUGUAUGAAAAGGUAUCAGCUUUCUUUGAAGAAUUUAAUUUGUAA
Molecule: messenger RNA, 864 nt
Organism: Maudiozyma barnettii
Lineage: Eukaryota; Fungi; Ascomycota; Saccharomycetes; Saccharomycetales; Saccharomycetaceae
Exons: 1
Coding region: 1-864 (287 amino acids)
Source: RefSeq, a predicted model, not a curated record